GGGAACUCCUUGAGGCACCGUUCUUCCUCGGUGCAUAUGGUUCAAAAAGCACAGCGUGCUUAGUGUCAUGUAGUUUGUGCAGACGAAUGCGUACCCUUCCUGCGUUGCUGCUUUUGACCGAUGUCGCACAGUUUGGACAUACCAGAAGUCCGCAACGGCAACGCACUGGCUUGGCCAGUUUCGAUGCCGGUGGUCAUUUCAAUCUAGAAGGCCCACCUCCAACACCAUUCUGUCAGAAGCUUUGCAACAAGUCGAACAUUGACCUGAGAGGUGCCAAGACUUGCAAGGAGCUUCCCGAGGAAGACUGCAAGGCACUUGGCUUCUACCAAAAGAAGCAAGGUGAGUAUCGACUUUGCAUUUGGCAGCCCCAGUGGAAAUGUACAGAAGACUGGACGACUGCCUGUCUACUUUCGGAGCUCCAAUGUGAUGGUCCCACUUCGAGCGCCAGGGGUUUUUGUCACUCGUUGUGCUACAAGACAGACCUGCGAAGUAUCGACAGUUUCUGCCACUUGCUCUCUCCUGAGGAGUGCUCAAGCGGUCAGUUCUACGAAAGCGACGGAGAUGGCAAUCGCAGAGAAUGCAAGGAAUUGAGUGGAUCGGAUUCGAUUUCCUGCGUUGCAUCUUCCCAAGCUGAAUGUCCAGGCAGAAACAUCACUUGCCCAGGAAACAUUGACUUUGAACAGAGCGAAGAGCUGAACAGCUCCGAGUGCCGCUCGAUGUGCUACAGAACCAACACAGCAGUGUCAGGUUUGUCUUGUGCGGACUUAAGCCUUGCGCAUUGCAGUAGUGCCCAAUUCUACGAAAGUGAUCGGCAUGGUCACCGGCGCUUGUGUGUCCCGCACGGGAACAGGUGCGCCGCUGAUCCAGCGCGCUCUUGCUCUGGAAAUGUCGCACCUUGCUCUGAUGACAGAAGCCAUCCUGCAUCUUCUCUGCCACCAUUGGUUUUUACAACCACAGCGGCAUCCAGCUUGGCAAAUUCCUCUGAGAGGUUGCUUGCCAACGAAGUGCCACACUUUUGCCUGUCUCUCUGCGAGAAGACUGACACCCGCAGCAUGAACGCUUCUUGCGCUGACUUGCCUGCAGCUUCAUGCGAAUCUCAAGAUUUCUAUGAAACAGACAGUGGGGGUAAAAGAAGACUUUGCUAUCAAAGCGGUGGCAAAUGCCUACAAGACUCCUCUAAAGUCUGCGACGAACAAUAUUCACUGUGUAGGAGUGGGCAUGCGGAAGCCAACUCUCUUGAGUUAAAUGGCUGCUAUUUGUAUUGCGACAAGAUCAACACAAGGAGCAGAAACAAAUCAUGCGAAGAUCUUUCUGAGAUGGAAUGCCUGAGUGGGAUCUUUUACCAGAGUGACCACGAGGGCACAAGGAUAAUGUGCAGUUCUGCUGACAAGGGCUGCUUUGCGAACGUCUCCACAUCUUGUGAGGCCAAUCGGCCAAUAUGUCAUGGACUGGAUUCAAAACCGAGAAAAGCCUCUGUGGUCAGAUCCGACAAGUUUGCUGUGCACUCCUAUGGUGGCUCCCCAGCUCACGAAGCCUUUGGUGGAGCUGAGGUCCAUAGUGGUGCUGCCAGGUUCAAGAUGACAUAGAUCUCAACCGCGUGGCCGGCAACACGAUCAGCGUUCCGGUUGUUGGAGCUAUCGGCAGUGUGAUGUUGGCAAGCACCAGAUGGCGAAAACACAAAGUGUUGCCUAUGCCAAAGUCAAUGAAACAAUUGACUGACUUGCCUCCCCCUCAGUGGAUUGGAGACCAGAGAGUUUCCAAGCAUGGUUCUUCGUGGGACACAGUGGCCCCACAGACCCGAAAACGUAGCGGAUCUGCAAAAGAUGCUCGGGGUGCUUCUAAGAAAGCGAAACCAGUGCAGCAGAAAUUGGACAAAUACGUCAGCGCUGCAAAGCAGUGACAAGCUCCAAACCGCGCG
Messenger RNA from Durusdinium trenchii, 1918 nucleotides. The record is from the annotation of a GenBank genome assembly. Lineage: Eukaryota; Dinophyceae; Suessiales; Symbiodiniaceae.